GAUUUGUGUCUCGCCAGAUCGACAGGAAGCUUGCGUCAACCCCUACCAACAUUUUGUGUAACAAGUCACAACAGUUGGUCCAUUUUAUAUCAACAGCAGAACGUCGCGGGAACUUUUCUCAGCUCUACCGUCUGCCUUCGUUCUUUCCCAAAGUUGGACCAGACCGAAUAAAGUUUCUUCAAAACGUCAACUGAACCUCCUUCUCACCACCACCAUCAAAUCACCAACCAAAAUGAAAUCAACUGCUACCCUUCUUACUGCGCUCAGCGCCCUCGCCGUCUCUCCUGCCCUCGCUGACUUCGAUGGCUUCUUCCGCUUCAUCGGCGGCAACUCCGUCAUCUCCGGCCAGCGUCUGCGCCUAAACAACUCGAUCCCCUGGAUCUCCCCCGGCGUCUCGCACGCCCCGUACAAUCCUGCCGACCACUUCUCGCGCAUCUACAUCAACGAUACUACCCCCUCUCUCCUCUACGUCGUUCCCACCAACCCUCACCCUCCUCCAGUGCCCGGCUACUACGCCCUUUCCGGCACCGAGGGCGUGCCAGACGCGUACAGGCUGGUGCAGACGUACAGACCAGAUGAGGAAGGGACCGUGAAUCUGUAUAAGGAUUGGAAGGUCAAGAAGGUUUGUAACCAGGCCAAGAAUGAGACGAGGCUUCUACUGAGAUAUGGCAAUGAUUUGUACAACGAGUGGAGGUGGAUUGCGGUUAGGGAGGUUGGGUAUACCGGUGCCGAGAGGUGGGUGCCUUGGUGGGUGAAGCACAGUGACGCCAAUGUUGGUAACUUGACGACGUGGGAUUAUGACAUUGCGGAUUUGGAGCUUGUGGAAGCUGAGGGGCCCGUAAACUCGAAUGCGCCAGGGGGUGUCCAGGAGAAUUAAGGGGUGCCGUGGGCUUGGACUUGGGGAGUUGUGCAGGAGGGUCGACGAGACCUCCUAGGGGAGGGAAAAAGAAAGGAAGGAAUAGGCCUGGGAGGCGGAGAACUGAGGACUCGGAGUAACGGGGAUGGGGUAAGUGCCUCUAGGGAGUAAUAUUUAAUUGGGGUCUCAUCUACGAUCAACGGCGGGUUGGUCGGGAGGAUGACCAGCCGCGUUUUUGACAUUCUUGCACAUAGUUUUAACCGCCCUCGCGGUCUUCAAUUUCAAGUCCUUCAAUUCAUU
Molecule: messenger RNA, 1156 nt
Organism: Neurospora tetrasperma FGSC 2508
Lineage: Eukaryota; Fungi; Ascomycota; Sordariomycetes; Sordariales; Sordariaceae
Exons: 1
Coding region: 233-877 (214 amino acids)
Source: RefSeq, a predicted model, not a curated record